UUAAGCGUAUUUAAGUACGUUCGUGACUUUUUGUACAUUUUAGUUGUUUUAGAAAAAAUAAAAAUUUAAAAAAUCAUAUUGAAGUGAUACGAAGGUAGACGAGCAUUCUUUUUUGAUUACAAAUCACAUGAAAAAAAAAUUACUUCAUAACUAAAUUUGUAUAGAGAGCCAAUAUAUAUCACAUAAAAGGACUGAAUCACAGCGAUAAAUAUCGUUGUAAUCUUUGAAGAAGUGAAAGUAAGCAGCUAUAAUUCGAAGAAGAAAUAAUACAAAAUGACAUCGCUGGAACCGAAUGUGAAUCGCCUUCAAAACUUCAAAAAUAAGGGCAAGGAUCAAGAUGAGAUGCGACGACGCCGAAACGAGGUAACAGUUGAGCUGCGCAAAAACAAACGCGAAGAGACGAUCCUGAAACGUCGUAAUGUUCCCAACAUGGAUUCGAAUACAGAUGAGGAUGAUCAGCUGCCUAAUACAAUUAAUUUGAAGAAAUUGGCCGAGGCGGCCGCUGAUUCUUCCAAGCCGGAGCAACAGUUAGCAGCAGUACAAGCUGCACGCAAACUGCUCUCAUCGGAUAAGAAUCCGCCAAUCAACGACCUCAUCAAGAGUGACAUUCUACCCAUUUUAGUAGAGUGUCUGAAACAGCAUGAUCACACAAUGCUACAGUUCGAAGCUGCUUGGGCAUUGACCAAUAUUGCAUCGGGUACAUCGGAUCAAACCAAUCAGGUAGUUGCUGCUGGCGCCGUGCCGCUCUUCCUUCAGUUGCUCUCUUCGCCUGCACCAAACGUUUGCGAACAGGCGGUAUGGGCAUUGGGCAAUAUUAUUGGUGAUGGACCGGAGUUGCGCGAUUUUGUCAUCAAACAUGGCGUCGUACAGCCACUACUUUCCUUUAUUAAGCCCGAUAUACCAAUAUCAUUUUUGCGCAAUGUCACUUGGGUUAUUGUAAAUUUGUGCCGCAAUAAAGAUCCACCUCCACCAGCCGCCACCAUACACGACAUCCUGCCUGCACUCAAUGUGCUCAUUCAUCACACCGAUACAAACAUAUUGGUUGAUACUGUUUGGGCAAUCAGUUAUCUAACUGAUGGAGGAAAUGAUCAAAUUCAAAUGGUAAUUGAAAGUGGUGUUGUACCCAAGCUGAUACCUUUGUUGGGUCAUGCGGAAGUUAAGGUUCAGACGGCUGCUUUGCGUGCUGUCGGUAAUAUUGUCACCGGAUCUGAUGAACAAACACAAGUGGUGCUCAACUAUGACGCGUUGUCAUAUUUCCCAGCAUUAUUGUCUCAUCAAAAGGAAAAAAUCCGCAAGGAGGCUGUCUGGUUCCUGUCUAACAUUACGGCUGGUAAUCAAUCACAAGUACAGGCGGUCAUCAAUGUCGGUUUGUUGCCGAAAAUUAUUGAAAAUUUAAGUAAAGGCGAAUUCCAGACGCAGAAGGAGGCUGCCUGGGCAAUAAGUAAUCUGACUAUUAGCGGUAAUCGUGAUCAAGUGUUUACAUUGAUAAAGGAGGGUGUCAUACCGCCAUUCUGUGAUUUGCUCUCCUGCCAAGAUACACAAGUUAUUAAUGUUGUUCUUGAUGGACUAAAUAAUAUGCUCAAAAUGGCUGAAAGUCAUGUACAAGAAGUUGCCAAUUUAAUUGAGGAAUGCGAUGGAUUGGAAAAAAUUGAAAAGCUGCAAAAUCACGAAAACGUUGAGAUUUACAAGCUGGCAUACGAAAUUAUUGAACAAUAUUUCUCAGAUGAGCCGGAACAAGCCAGCAUUGCACCCACCAACGAUGGCUCACAAUUCCAAUUUGAUCCGAACGCUGACAGCAAAUUACCAAUGAAUUCUUUCAACUUUUUAAAUUAGCACGGCUGCUGUGGAAAUAACUUAAGUUUAAUAAUAAAACUACUACCACCAACACGACCGCGACUAGCACCUAAAAACUACCACCACAAAUUACAAGAAUACUACAUCGACGUACUGUUGAGCCAUCUCGCGCCAAACAAUUAACUUGUCAAACAUUGAAAGUGAUAACAUCUGCAGCGACGGCCAAGUGUUGAACUGACUGACUGACAGCAAAGAAAUAUUUGCAAAAAAAAAAAAAAAAA
Molecule: messenger RNA, 2075 nt
Organism: Ceratitis capitata (Mediterranean fruit fly)
Lineage: Eukaryota; Metazoa; Arthropoda; Insecta; Diptera; Tephritidae
Gene: Kap-alpha3
Product: importin subunit alpha-3
Exons: 6
Coding region: 274-1833 (519 amino acids)
Biological process (GO): NLS-bearing protein import into nucleus
Cellular component (GO): cytoplasm; nucleoplasm; nucleus
Molecular function (GO): protein binding; nuclear import signal receptor activity
Source: RefSeq, a predicted model, not a curated record